Molecule: messenger RNA, 2007 nt
Organism: Hyaloperonospora brassicae
Lineage: Eukaryota; Oomycota; Peronosporomycetes; Peronosporales; Peronosporaceae
Source: the annotation of a GenBank genome assembly
AUGACCGAAGUGACAAUCUCUCGCCGCCGGUCCUCGGCAGCGCCCAGUCCCGCCACGACCGCCUCGUCCAAUGCGCUCGUCCGCACGGUCCUCGCCAAGGACGACCCCGUCGUGACGGCGCCGCUCGUCUCGGCACUGAGCAACGACGUGUCGCUCUUGCGCUUUGCCAACUUUAUCACUCGCGUCGAUGCGGUGCACGACGACGACGACGACGACAAUGACGCGAGUGGGGCGUUCCCGGACGGUCCGACGAGAGCCAAACGCGCGAGCACAGUGGACGUAACGACUCGCCGGAAAGACGAGACACUGGACAACGUGACGCCGGAGCUGCUCACGUCGUACCGCGCGACGAUGUUGCUGACAAAUGACGACACGGCCGAGGCCUUGCUGACGUUUCUCGGGGACAAGAGCAAGCUCCUGACGCGCUGUUUCUUUGCCGUGUUUGACAGUGACGCCCGGGGCAAUUUGCGCCACGCGUGUCGCGUGAUUGACCAGCUCCUGCGCUUCUAUCUGGACGACGUGUACGACGUGCUGGGCAAAGAUGCGUCGACCGUCGAGAGAUACAUGGGCGCGAUGCUGCCGUACUUGGAGUACGCUCCCGUGGCAGAGCUGUUCUUGACCAUCAUCUGCAAACCUCAUAGUGCAGCAGUCAUGAGGUUCUACACGUCGACGCCUCCGAAGAAGUGGGCGUUCUUCCGAGCCUUGGCCGAGUGUAAAGUGCUGCUUGUCUUAGCAACGCAUGUCUGUAGCACUGAGUACGGAGAGACCCAUUCGAUUGGGGCUGCAGACGUCUUCGUAGAGCUGAUCGAUCGUCUUGCGGCGGAUGAGAAUGGGCAGUUGCUUCUGCAGCCAGCUGCGUACUGUUCUGAGCUACUGGAGGGAUUGGUUUCUGCAGCCGUGGAGCCAGACUGCAAGAAGACAGCACCACAAAGGACGGUGGCACAACGCACUGCUGCAAUGAAGUGCGUGUUUCGGCUGCUAAAGAAGAGCAAGCUGGAAAAAGUGCAAGGGCCACCGACGAGUCCGUACCAGUCGUUCGGCGCAACGAUCGUGAAUCUCGUGCCGAAUCAGCUAGGACCUCUUCGUGAAAAGAUUUACCAGCUCGUUGAACAGCACCUGGGCGAAUUACUGAACUACCUCAUUCAGAAGUAUGUGAGUCAGCAGAACAUUGAGAUGCCAGGUGGAGAAUCGAGAAAGCCACUACCAGCAAGUGCAGUUCGCCACACGGCUUAUGUGGUGAAGGUGCCGUUUACGGAAUUGCGUCUCAUGCUUGCUGAGACGCUUGUGGAGAUCAUGGCGCACAACCCGCGCUUGAUGAGUGAACACUUUGACGCUAAUGUUUGGCGCGUGCUGCUCACGUGGUUCUUUGAGUAUUCCCACAACAACCUGUACCAUGCAGCUUUCUACCAGCUUGUGUUUAUAGCGCUACGGACGGACAAUCAGCAGGCACUAGAGGUGCUUGUGAAAAAGCUGAAGCUGGUCACGCUGUUAGUGGAGCACUACCGCGCAGACGGCGAUUCCACGAGCAAUAAGGGCUACAUUCUACGAAUUUGUAACGCUAUUCGCCUACAAGCAGCCUCGCAGUCGCCUGACGCGUUUUUGCGCAACUUCUUGCAGUCGCACACGACAUGGCGUUCCUUUGAGCAGGAGCUGCGUGAGCAUACGACUUUGCUUUGCAUAAAUGGUCUAGGAUUUUCCGUUCCCCAGGGGUACCAGGAUAAUUCGUGGCAAGUACAGAGUGAGGAGCAGGACACCGGAAUAGAUCACGGGUCUAAAUUCGCGCGUUCACUGGGCUUCAUGGACGACGUCGCGUGGCCGGAAGACAAUGCCGUGGAUGGCAGCAAGAAGCGGAAGAAGAAAAAGAAGAGCAAGAAGAAUUCGCGUAAUGGUGUACAAGAAGCCGGUGAGAUAGAUCGCACGGUUGAUGGAGUAACCAGCAAACCCGAGGAUGUUGCUGCGGCAGCAUUGAUAGCGAGCGAGGAGGCCGAGUCAGCUACACAUCGGUAA